This is a messenger RNA of Mugil cephalus (flathead mullet), 3062 nucleotides long. Its product is annotated as regulator of G-protein signaling 8. NCBI's taxonomy places the organism in Eukaryota, Metazoa, Chordata, Actinopteri, Mugiliformes, Mugilidae. The record is from RefSeq and is a predicted model, not a curated record. The coding region runs from base 714 to 1706 and encodes 330 amino acids. The transcript has 6 exons.
CUGACGUGGUAAUUAUUUCAAUUCCAAUCUCAACAUCAAGUGGAAUGGAUAGCAUUUUCGGUUGUUAAGACUUCUCAGUCCAAAAUGAAUUAUCUUGUUUCUUUUAAAGUGUGUUUAAUUUAAUUCGAAAUACUUUAAAAAUAUGUGAAUGUUGGGACGUAUGGUUAGUGUGUGCGCACGUGUGUGUGUGUGUGCCAAGUUACAAGUGACUGAAGAAGUGUCUGACUGUGUGACGGGCAAGUUGAGGCAGAGGUGAAGGUGUGGCGGCAGUCUUGAGGAGGAGUCCUCUUCGUGCCAUUCAGUGGUACACUUGGUGGAAGUUUCCUGGACGACUGUCUUCAAUCCGUGAAGACUCUUCCCUUAAUGUCAAAGGGCAUGCCAGUGUUGUAGGAGGAGACUGACAGACGAACAUAGGGAUCUGGAGGAGGCAACAGCAGCAGGACCGUCGCAGGUUCAAACUCCGCUUUCUUUUGGAGACCUGAAAAGAGAAUUUCUGGAUCCGGAACUUUCAGUUCACUUUCAGAUUUGCCCAUGGGAAGUAAACGAUACUAACGAGCUGCCAUGAAGAUACUCAAUACUCAAUAACUUGCGGACGAAGAGGUACAAACUUAAUGAAGCAUAUUAAGCUGCGGCGCUGAAGUCUGAAUAUAAGCCUACUAUUCCCAGAGCUGAGCAAAGUGCUUCCUUCCCAGCCCACUUCUUAUACUACGAUCAUGCGUAGAUUCGGUUCUGAGGGAUCUCUCCUGGAGAUUGACUUCCUGCCGUGGAAGAGGGUGGCAUUGAAAAAGCCAGAUUAUGGUGCGAACCAACUGUCUGGCAUCUACACAAUUCAAUCAGUGGACGAUGAACUGGAUGGAAUGGCUCCCCCCACCAUCGUAGAGCCUGGAGCAAGUUCCGGCGAGACUGGGAGGAAUGAGCUGACCAGGAAGCUCAGCGUCAGUGCAGAAAACAUUACCGAACUGGGGAAACUAGACAAGAGCCACCUCGGAGUGUGUGACAUCAGUGAAGGCUGCCGGGCUUACAGUGACAGCCAGCUGGCCCCCGUUGCCAAGGGCAGCACUGAGAGUGUGGAGAGAGAUGACCUGUCUCCAUCGUCUUCCUCCAAUGCCUUUAAAUCCCAGCACAGGAUCCACAGACCCAAACUGUCAGCUGCUAAACUACACCUCAAGAGUCUGUUUGGACAGAGUCCUCAUUCCUCAAAUUCGAACCUGUCCAAUACUGAACAGAAUGUCAGUGCUACAGAGAGAAGAUCUCGCCUCCUCUUCAUGCGUCAGUGGAGCCAGGUGGGCCACAGUAAGAAGAGGAACAUCAGUCUUGAUGAGCUGAAAAAGUGGGCGAAGUCCUUGAAUGACUUAUUGGCUAGCCAAACUGGUGUUUCAGUGUUUGGAGCAUUCCUACGCUCUGAGUUCAGCGAGGAGAACCUGCAGUUCUAUCUGGCCUGUGAGCAGUACAGACAUUCGUCCAACAACUUCAGCCUGCAGAGGAGGGCAAAAGACAUCUGUGCCACCUACAUCGAACCAGGCUCUCCCCGGGAGGUGAACCUGGACAGUAAGACCAGAGACCUGACCAUCCAGCUGCUGCAGGCUCCCUCUCGCACUUCUCUGUCCCAUGCACAGAAACGCAUCUACUCACUGCUGGACACCGACUGUUAUCCCCGCUUCCUCCAGUCCAACAUCUACCUCUCCUUACUUCGAGAGGCUGUCUAGAAGCCACACACCUGCACUCAGGAGGAGGAACAUUGGCUCAGUGGUUUCCAGGACUUCCAGGAUUAUUUAAACAUUGUGAAUUGUAAAGUGAAAUGUGUAUUCAAAAGAUAGAGCUGCUGUGUAGACAGUGUGUGUAAAACUAUAUCUCCAGCAAAUGUCGGUGCCAGUUGGAUACCAUUUGUAGGAACAUAAGGCACUAACAAAAAUUGUGAAAAUGCGCUAUAUUUAAGGCGGGGCAUGAAUUGAGCAUAGAAAUAGGUUAAGAAAUACACCAACACUGCUUUAGCCAAAUGAUGUCAUCUCAGUGAAGUUCACACCUGUACAUAUUAUACAUAUGACCACUCAGUCAAAGCCAGCCAUAAGCAUAAUAGUUCAAAUACUGCCAGGAAUCUUACUUUUUAACUUCACAUGACCACCGUUUUAUUAAAAUAUAUCUUCUAAAAGAUAAAGUAAAAAAGCUAAUUUUGUCUUUUGGUUUUCGCAAAGUGAUCUGAUUAACAAUGAAAAAAAAAAUAAAGAUUGGAAGUUUCAUUAUUUAUUAUGCAUAAUCAUAAGAUUGUUUUUAGCUUUUUACAGCUUACUUUUUAGCUUACUUACAUUUAUGCAAUGUUUUCCCAAAAGCCUGUUACAAAAGGGAUGAUAGCAUCAAUGGGAUAAUCCAGAAAAUCUGUGCAAACCCUCACCACACAUUAUUUGUGUUAAGAAAUAACUGAAACUUGUAUUGAAUCUUUUCCUAAACUUAUACAAGUUAAACAUGGGAUGUCAUGUACUAAACAUUGUGUAUUGUUAGUCCAUGUUUACAGUUAGGUUAACAUUCACCCAUCUUUAUGUUCCGUUAACUACAUCUGGCCUCAAUUUCCAUACUUAAUGCUCAACUAUGUAGGCCUUUGAUAAUAUGACAAUGCAUACACAAGGCAGGUUUCUUUCCUUUACUUUCCAUGAGCUGUGACACUGGGCAGUUCUUGUUUUAAUCAUUAAACCCUAUUCUCCCCCUGGCCCAGAACACAGAGUUUCCUCUGCUGUCGUAAAAGGAAAAAGAAGUUCAGCAAGAACGAGCUCUUAGCUGAAAAGGUCAAAGUAGUCUGGUGUAUGAGUUACAUGGUGAAGGUGGAAGCAAGAAUAAAUUCCCACUGACGGAUACAAAUGACUUCAUGCCUACAGGUCUUCAACAAAGAAACUGGACACAUGCAAUAGAUUUACAAAAUGUUUUUCUUAGUUUGCUCAUCAAGUACCGUUUAUUGAAUACUGUCCUUUUAGAGAAUAAAAACCUCAAAUACUGAGUAUUGUAAAGGAACAGAAUGUGUUUGACAGGCAAUGAAACCAUUUGGAGACAAAUAAAUAAAAUCCUGUUUUGUA